AUGAAUGCUAUAGGUAAUUAUAAACUGACUCAAAACAUCCUGCCUCCUCCUGGUAGCUGCUAGUCAGUGUAAAAUUACAUCAAAAUUUCUAAGCCGGCUCUCUACUCCAGUGAUAUCCUUUCUCCUCCCUCCCAUGUCCGGCACAACCCCUGUUCUUCAUCCUCUUCUCCAUCUUCUUGUUGCCUUAUUUUUCCUAAAUAGCUAUGCCAGAGGUAGGAGUACUCACCUCUGUGAACGCCCUUCCUCCUGUGGGAAUUUCCCUAACGUCAGCUACCCCUUUCGAUUUAAAGGUGACCCAGACAACUGCGGAAACGCAAACUACGAACUGGUUUGCCAGAAUAACCGACCCAUGCUUUCCUUAUUUCCCGGAAAAUGGUACCAUGUCAAGGCGAUCAACUACUCAGAUCACACGAUCCGAUUAGUCGAUGUCGGGGUACGUGAAGGGAAUUGCUCAUCUCUUCCCCUUCACUCUUUAUCGGUAGACAACUUUACUAGUGAUUAUAACAAAGGGACCGGACAUCACAAGCUUUCGUCGUUCUUAUGGGAACAUACGGAUGCAGCCCUGUUCGUGGCUUGCGAAAAACCAGUGAUAUCUCCACAGUACGUUGACGUUAAUAAUGCUUCUAGAGAUUGUAGUAUUAACAGAGACGUUCUAGUGGGCUCAUCUUCUUCCCACGACCACAACCGGCAAAGGUACUCGUACUACGUAGUGCCAGGCGACAUGAGAGCCGGGGAUUUGGCGGAUCAUUGCAGGGUAGACAAGGUCUUUCCUACGACGCCGUGGUCGAGAGAUAGAGAUAUUAAUGGUAAAAAUCCUGAACCCAAAAACAACUUAUCUUUGGUGGAAGUCCACAAGAAGUUGGAGUAUGGGUUUCUUGUCUCGUGGGACAGCAUUCUGUGUGAGGAUUGCACAGGACUAGGCCGUUGCUCCUUCGACUAUGGUUAUUACAAAGUCAAGUGCAACAUGCGGCCCUAUACAUAUAUCUUGAAGAUAAUAGCCUUUCAUUACGUCUUUCCUUGGAUCAAAAUCCCCGGAUUGUUUCUUGGUGCAAGAACUUUAUGUGGCUUUCUAGGGCUCUUUGCCUUUUUGAUCUGUAAGUUCAGAAGAAGACAUUUGUCAAUGUUCGAUACCAUUGAAGGUUUUCUCCAAAGUCAGAACAACCUGAUGCCGAUCAGGUACUCAAAUUCCCAAAUAAGGAAGAUGACCAGAGGUUUCAAGGACAAGUUGGGGGAAGGAGGCUAUGGUUCUGUAUACAAAGCGAAGCUCCGAAGCGGGUAUAUCGCGGCGAUAAAGGUUUUAGAAAAGUCCAAAGCCAAUGGCCAAGAAUUCAUCAAUGAAGUAGCAACCAUUGGAAUGAUUCAUCAUGCCAAUGUGGUCCGACUAAUCGGAUUUUGUGCUACGAGAUCUAAACGAGCUCUAGUCUACGAAUUCAUGCCUAAUGGCUCUCUUGAGAAAUACUUAUUUUCUCAAGAAGGGAUUGUCUCUUUGAGUUGCAAGCAAAUGUACGACAUUUCUCUUGGAGUGGCACGUGGGAUUGAAUAUUUGCAUUGUGGAUGUGACAUGCAAAUCUUACAUUUUGACAUCAAGCCUCAUAACAUUCUUUUAGAUGAGAAUUUCAAUCCAAAACUUUCGGACUUCGGACUUGCGAAAUUGUAUCCAACGGAUAAUAGCAUAGUGUCUCUUACUGCGGCAAGAGGAACAUUGGGCUACAUGGCUCCAGAGUUGUUCUACGAAAACAUUGGACGUGUUUCAUACAAAGCUGAUGUCUACAGUUACGGAAUGUUAUUGAUGGAAAUGGCAGGCAGGAGGAGGAACUUGAAUGCGUUUGCUGAUCACGCAAGCCAAAUUUACUUCCCUUCAUGGAUUUAUGACCAAUUCAAAGAAGGGAAAGAGAUAGAAAUGGGAGAAGUCACGGAGGAGGAAAGGGAGAUGGUGAGGAAGAUGGUUAUAACAGCAUUGUGGUGCAUCCAAAUGAGACCUAGCGAUCGUCCUUCGAUGAAGGAAGUUGUAGAGAUGCUUGAAGGAAAUGUUGAAUCUCUUGAAAUGCCCACCAAGCCUUUCUUAACUCCUCAAGAGAUACCAGUUGAAGAUCAAUGAAUCAACUGAUAGCCAUUCUACCAGCUGUUGUCACAAGGUUUUGUAAUUUAGAAUAAGUGCAUUAUAAUAGACUAAUUAUCAACUAGUGGUGUAAUAUUUUUAUGGAGGAAAGGUCACGACAUCCUCUAAUAAACAAGGCAGAUAGAUAGUCUUCUUCAAGAAUAUUAGACUGAAAUUAUAUACAAGAACUGAUUGUCUUUAAUUUUGGCUUU
Molecule: messenger RNA, 2310 nt
Organism: Rhododendron vialii
Lineage: Eukaryota; Viridiplantae; Streptophyta; Magnoliopsida; Ericales; Ericaceae
Product: rust resistance kinase Lr10-like
Exons: 4
Coding region: 134-2098 (654 amino acids)
Biological process (GO): protein phosphorylation
Molecular function (GO): protein kinase activity; polysaccharide binding; ATP binding
Source: RefSeq, a predicted model, not a curated record